Molecule: messenger RNA, 1866 nt
Organism: Puntigrus tetrazona (Sumatra barb)
Lineage: Eukaryota; Metazoa; Chordata; Actinopteri; Cypriniformes; Cyprinidae
Product: liver-expressed antimicrobial peptide 2
Exons: 4
Coding region: 726-974 (82 amino acids)
Biological process (GO): defense response to bacterium; antimicrobial humoral immune response mediated by antimicrobial peptide
Source: RefSeq, a predicted model, not a curated record
UAAACGUCUGCGUGAACGUUCGAAACAAUAUUAAAGGGGCGGUUCACCCAUAAAUGACAACUCAUUUUACUCAUCCUCAAGUUUUACGUUUCUUUAUUCUGCGAAGGGAAAAGAUUUUGAAGAAUGUUGGUAACUAAAACCAGCUGGCGGUAGCCAUUCACUUCCAUAGAAGUCGAGUCAGAGAAAGUCAACAGGGUUCGGUAACCGUUUCUUAAAAAUAUCUUUGUGUUUAGCAGAAAAAAGUUUUGAAAAACUUAAGUGAGUAAAAGAGGACAGAAUACAUUUCCUCUAUAUUUAUUUACUUUUAAAGUGAACUGGCCCUUUAAGAGAAUGUUACAUUUUAUCAUUAGGGGAAUGCUACUUUUCUAUGUUCUCUGAAACACUAACAAGUAGUUACAUUUACAAAUGUUACAAGUUUGCCUUCCAAGCGAUGCAUAAAAUAACUUUUGAGAAUGUUAUUAAAGACCAGAUAACUUCGAACAAACGUUCUAUUAACGUAUCCGGUAGAACGUGUUUUCAACCUUACGGAACCCUCCGAGAACGUCCAUGUAUUAAAGUAUAUUUCCCCGCUCGGCCUGGACUUUGAGCAGACGAACACGAACACAAGACAGAAUACGAGGACGGCCGUCAGAGCUCUGGAGCUCCAGCUCAUUAGCGUCUUAUCAGCCUCUUAUAAAGAGCGUCCAGCUCGGUCUCACUGACACACGUUCAGCUAAAGCCUAAAGAUGGUGGCCGUGACCCAGCGUCUGCUCGUCCUGACCGCUCUGCUGUGUCUGCUGCUGACCUUACAGGUCCAGACGGCACCCAUAGACCCCGACUGGGCGACCGGACUGAUCCAUCGGGCCAAGCGCUCUUUACUCUGGAGAUGGAACACUCUGAAACCCGUGGGUUCUGGAUGCAGAGAUCAUUACGAGUGUGGAACCAACUACUGCAGGAAACACACCUGCUCCUUCAAUAAAUCUCAACAGUCGUGACUGAAGAUAAAUGACGAUCGCCAAAUCAAAUGAUGGAGAACAAAAACGGCUAUAAUUGCGCAUCCCUUUGAUUUCUCGGACACCGUGACCUACAUCAAUCUGACAGAACACCUAAAGACACCUACGGCAAUCUCAAGACUGUACAGAAAUGGCCAGGGCAUGUUAACCACCAAAAUCAGAACUGGUUUCGUUUGGUUUUGGGCCGAAAUAUACAUUCACCUCCUCAGAAAACUCUCAGGAACACGUCAACGAGAACUCCAGUCUCAUCGUCCAUGUUUUACAGCUGUACAGAUCUUGAUAACGUGUGAAAUAUUAACUUUGGAUCUACAGUUUCUGAUUCAGAUUCAGUGAGGCCCAGAUGUUUGAUCUGAUCAAAAUACAAACACGCAUGGCAAACGAAUCUGUAGCAAAUCUAUUUCAUUACCGGCUGCGGCUUCCAGGAGAAUCAGGAACAUAUUUAUUUUGUAAAUAUCAGGCACAUAAAGUGAGAUGAUGGGUUUUUUUUUUGUUUUGUUCAAAUGUUUUAUUGUUUGCCUCGUUAUUUUUGUUACAUUGAUAGUGCAAUAUUUUUUUUUUUUAAGGAAAACAAAAACUACAAAUGCUCGCAUGAUGAAAUAAAUGCAUAAAAAAAUGAAUUUUAAAAAUGGAAUCAAUCGUGAACAUUCCUGUUUUUAGCCAACAUCAUCACUUGGGUCUUCAUUCAUAAACACAUUUAAUUCCCGGGAAAAGCACAUUUACUUUCAAGCUGAAGUGAAACUGAAAUCAGACCACGGUUUCAGAUCAAACCCACAGGUCAUUACAAUAUGAACUUCCCCCGAAAUGAAAUGAUCAAACCUCAAACUUUCCCUUUUCAGACCAACAAAACCGCCACCAAACGCCUACAACGAUAAAA